Molecule: messenger RNA, 6461 nt
Organism: Saccoglossus kowalevskii
Lineage: Eukaryota; Metazoa; Hemichordata; Enteropneusta; Harrimaniidae
Product: DDB1- and CUL4-associated factor 7
Molecular function (GO): protein binding
Source: RefSeq, a predicted model, not a curated record
CUUUGUUGUACUGUCAGCAUAGUUCAUUUUUUGCAUUGACGUGGAUUGAGUGAGUUGCAGCUUUGUGUCGCUUGCCAGGAGGCUUUUAAUCAAGAUGUCGGCUAGUAUAGCCGUUCCGAACAAGAGGAAAGAGAUCUAUAAAUACGAGGCACCAUGGACGCUUUACAGUAUGAAUUGGAGCGUUCGUCCAGACAAAAGGUUUCGUCUGGCCGUGGGGAGUUUCGUCGAAGAGUACAAUAACAAGGUGCAAAUUGUUUCUCUUGAUGAAGAAACGUCAGAUUUUGUUGCCAGGAACACAUUUGAUCAUCCAUACCCAACUACAAAGAUCAUGUGGAUUCCAGACAGUAAAGGGGUGUUUCCAGAUCUUGUGUCAACCAGUGGAGAUUACUUGAGAGUGUGGAGAGUCGGAGACACUGAAACCAGAUUGGAAUGUCUUCUAAAUAAUAACAAAAAUUCAGAUUUCUGUGCGCCGCUGACAUCGUUUGACUGGAAUGAGGUGGAUCCCAAUUUACUAGGAACCUCAAGCAUUGACACAACAUGUACAAUAUGGGGUCUAGAAACGGGACAAGUAUUAGGAAGAGUGAAUCUUGUAUCGGGACAUGUCAAAACACAACUCAUUGCACAUGAUAAGGAGGUUUAUGAUAUAGCGUUUAGUAGGGCAGGAGGUGGGCGUGACAUGUUUGCAUCGGUCGGAGCAGAUGGCUCUGUUCGAAUGUUUGAUUUACGCCAUUUAGAACAUUCCACUAUUAUUUAUGAAGAUCCACAACAUCAUCCACUGCUAAGACUUGCAUGGAAUAAACAAGACCCUAACUACCUAGCGACAAUGGCCAUGGAUGGGUUUGAGGUUAUUAUCCUUGAUGUGCGGGUACCUUGCACACCAGUAGCAAGACUUAACAAUCACAGAGCAUGUGUUAACGGCAUUGCAUGGGCACCGCAUUCAUCGUGUCACAUUUGUACAGCAGCUGAUGACCACCAAGCAUUGAUAUGGGACAUUCAACAAAUGCCACGUGCCAUAGAAGACCCAAUUCUAGCGUACACCGCUGAAGGAGAAAUCAAUCAAAUACAGUGGUCAUCAACGCAACCAGACUGGAUCGCCAUUUGUUACAAUAAUUGCCUUGAAAUUCUCAGAGUAUAAACAAAAAUAGACAAAGAAAAUAUAUUGUUCUCAAGGACCGCCUCUGAUUCUUCCUUUUAAUAUACAAUUUCUUCCGUGGUUAGACAAGUUUAACAUGCGUAACUCACCAUGUUGGGUGUAUCGUUUGCAUUAGCUGUUAACAGGACCUCCCUGUGUGCAAUGGUACAAGAACAUUAGCUAAUCAUGUCUGCAUUUCUUUCCUCCAAAUUUCUGUAUUCCAGGAGCCUCCAACUGUAAAUAUUUUUUUAAAUGCAGAAAUAAAUUAUUUUAACUGCCACCUCGAUGGAAAAAAAUAAUACUUGUAAUGAUUCCCACAUGUUUCAGCAUUAAAGCUCCAUGUGUAGUUGAGUUUCCUUUUUAUUUAAAUUACAGAAAUGCGUAGUGGAUUUUUACGGAAAUUGACAUACUAUGUUGCCUUUGUUAGAUUUGUUUACUUUUGUUUUAAUAUAAUUAGGGACAAUGUGGCAGAGGCUGGUAAUUACUCUUUGCAUAUUAAGAAGCUACACAACCCUCUCCUCUUUCAAAAAUGGAUUUGUAUUUAGGGAAAAUAAAACACGCUUCUGUUAAUGAGAUUGGUGCUUUUCAGCUUCCUUGUGAGAAGGGGAAAAUUAUGCGUUUAUUUCCUUGGGCAGUUUGUUGUGAAAGUUGGUCAACAUUUUUAAUUAACCUGUAUCGUAUAUAUGUCUAGUAGGAAAACGUCUUCAAUGACAAUGGAUCUAACGUAACAAUUGCAGCAUUCUCCUUCUAUAGUGGGAAUGGUGGCCAUCAUGACAUCAAUUGUUAAUAUAAUACAAUGUUGACACUCAGUUUAAUUAUUACCAAGUAGAAUACAGUAAUAACCAGCGAAUCCUUAUUAGUGUCUAAGUAAUAGUUACAGUGAAUUUCUUCACUUAUCCCUGCAUCCUCGAUGGUCUUGCGCAUUACAGUUGUGCUCCUGUCAUCAGUCUGACCUAAGUUGGAUUUGGUUUUUGUGAGUGAGACGGUGGAUAGUAAGACGAGUUUUGAAUACUGUCACUUUGACCGGGUUGCGUUAUCUCACUGGUGUUAUCGUCGAUUGGCAAUAUUUGUGUGCCAAAAAAAACUAUAGACUUCUAUUGUUGGGGAUAUUGUAAUGUGGUUUGGUCACCACACUGGUCAAGUUGGGCAUUUUAAUAUCAUUAGUAAUGGGACAAAACAGAAAUUACAAAAAGGCUGCAGGUUUUUACUUAGUAUAUAAGAAGACAUUAACUUUUUGGUCAAAAUGAAAUGUGUUUAAAUCAGUUUCAGGGUGUGUUAUUUUCAUUGCAAUCAAGACUUGGUAUGUUUAUCUUGUUUCGUCUUGUGAUUUUCCUUCAUAUUACAUAUCUUGAUAAGAUUUAGAUUAUAAUUAGGAGUUUUACAGAUUUCCUCCCCAAAGUUUGUAGCCUUGUAGUUUUACAGACUAUUCCCCCCCCCCCUCCCCCAAGUCAUACUUCUUUGUUGGUAUAUAUAUUUAAGUAGUCUAGGAUUUCAGUGGGGGUAUGAUUAUUAAACUAACCAGCAAUAGUUAAAAGGAUUCUGUGGUGCAUUUGAACUUUUAAAAGAAACUGUAUUUGCAUAUCAUUAACUUACUAAUUGUUUUUGAAGUAUAGUUCUAUAAUGCCAGUAUGUCUGCACGUCUGUCUUUAUAUGGUCAUUGUAUUGAGAAUAUUGGUAUUCAGCCAUUGUUUACUAGCUUUAAUGUUUGUUUACUUCACGAUUCACAAUUAUUACUGUUUUGUAUAUUUAAUUAAGAAUUUUGUUUUUGAAAAUAUUAUUAGGACUCCCUAACUUACUCUAACUGUAUUAAAAGCAGAAUAGUCGUCUAAACAAUGUUGUUGUUUUUUUGCAAACAUUGGAACAAGUCGUGUAUGACAUGAAGUACUGUUUCCUAUUGUGAUCUUAUCUCAAUUUUUUUGCCCGAAAUAUUUGUUUACACUAUCCUUAAAUUUGUUAUCAAUUUCUUGAGUUUUGACAAGAGUAUUCUGGUAAUAAUUGGGAUAAAUGGACAUGGUCAAUGCUCUACAUCGCUGUUGAUAUGGGUGCCAUAUGGCAUGUACAACACAUGUAAAAUUUAAAUGUGUGCUGGGCAGGGUGAAUAAUCACUGGCAUUCCAUCAUUUGGAUGAUUCAGCAAAACACGACAGUCAACCCAGUGAUGCUGUCGUUUUGAAAAACUACACAGUAGAAAAUAUGUGGUUACAACAAAUAGAUUUUAUCUUGUGUUUUGUUUAGCAACAGUGUCCACAUUUUGGGCAUGGUUUGUUAAAACACCACAGUAAGUGUCCCAUGCAACAGGCAUGACGAAUUGUGCUUUAACAUACCGUUUCUUUAUUUUCCAAAGUUUAUAAUAACUGUGAUCAGCCACUCAGUAAUGUUUUAAAUACAUAUGUAUAUAUACUUCAGUGAAUCGUUAAUUCUACACAUUAUUAAAAAAAAAAAUAAUGGUACUUUAUACUAUAUUGCUGCCUUAAUAUAGAUAAAUUUAUUUUUGGGAAAAAUGUUUCCUAUGUCACAUUUAUUUUCAUAAUUACUGCAGACUGCCUCUGCAAAUAAUUGUAUUGUACAUUGUAACCUUCAUGUUGAAUCAAAUGCAGCACUUUAAAUUUUGGUAAAACCUUUCAAAAAAAUGCAAGCAAAAUUAAUUAAAAUAUUUUGUUUGAUGACAUGCCACCAGCCAUUCAAGAAAUGUCUGUGUCAGUUUGACUGAAAUAUAACUCAUUCAUGACUAGACUGCCUUUGAUUAGCUGUUGCCAAAACUGUAAUAUCUAUUAAAAGGUAUUUAAGGUUAAAAUUGUUGCAUCUAUUUGCAUUUACGCACAACCGUUGCCCAAAGAGAAAGAAUGUGAUGGUUUAGUCAACAAUACAAUUAUUUGCUGUUGAUUAAUAUUCCAAUUUACUUUCUAUGAAUUUUGCCUUCAAUUUUUAAAACUGGUCACAUUGUAUAUGGUAAAGUAGUCUAAGAUUUGUUUUGUUUUUUAAGUGCCUAAUAAUCUUCAAAGGUUGUAUUGUUAUAAUAUACAUGCAUUCAUUCAUUAAGCUAAGACAUUUUUUGCUAGGGUAUUUAAACCUGCAUAAAAUUUGUAUUUUAUAAAUAAGUUUACGUAAAUAUGGAUUUUUUUUCUGUAGCUUGUACGUUUUUUCUGUAUAAUAUGUUUGUGAUUGUUUAAAUAGAUAAUGAAAUGUGUAAAAACUUUAGAGAAAGGAAAAUAUUCAAACUAGCUGCCAAAGUUUAUUGGGCGUUAAAACAAUGUACUAGAUGUAUUACAAUACAUUGACUGACAUAGACUUAAGUUAUCAUUUUGAAUUUAAUAUUAAGUGAAUGUUUAUUUAUCACAUUCUAAUGUUUCAACCUAUUUUGUACUAGAUUCUACUCAUCUUUUCACUUUGUAGUCUCAGUCAUGACAGUCUGGUAUCCGAUGACCUUAAUCAAUUGAUUGAUUGAUUGAUUAAUUGAUCUGAUGUUCCCAUUUUUGCCAUUGUGACACCACAUGAACAAACUCUUAGGACUGCGCCAUUAUAAAUAAAGCUGCACUCAGAAAUCAUUCAUAAAGAUUUUUGAGAGACUGACUUACGAAUUGAUUUUAAGAGUUUAUUGGUUUAAAAUUUAUAAUAGUGUUACUAUGUGCAUGGAUUUAUGCAUCUCAGAGGUGUAUCUUUAGAUUGCUCCCACAAUUCAAACAUAUUUAUGUCUCGUUUCACUCAAGUUCCAAUGUCCCAAUGAAUCUGUAUGAAUGAUCUUGGAGUGCAACAUGAGUGAGUGGGAGGGUGUGGUUGGCCGGAGUGUUGAGGAAUAAAAAGUUCUCACUGACUUUGAAUUGUCAAAUUUUUAACAAAAAAACUUACAUAAUGAAUAAUCAAUAUCAAACCAUUCCCCCUCCAGAGUUUGACAAGGCAAUCUGCUUGUCUACAUCCUAGAGUUGAAAGAAAAGAGUUAGUGGGUUUAGUUGUUUCUCAAAAGACCCCAUAAUUAUUACAGUAGUGUUGUCUUGUAUGUUUUAAUAUGUGUAUUUACCAUGUAAUGUUGACGUGUACACAAUUUUUUUACAUUAUAACAAUAUUAUAUUAUUUUAUCUAUAGUGUUUCUUUGUUUUGCUUUUUAAAUAGUUGUAAUCUUUUCAAAACUCAGGAGCAUUCAUCAAAUUAGGUCCCUGCUGCUACUUUUUACCGAUAAUUUGUUGCUUUCAUUUAGGAUUCCAUGAGAGAAAAAUUGGCGGUGUUUUUAUUCCAAAAAUGAAGGGAGAAGUUAACAGACAAUGCUGCUUUGAAGUUUCAGUGAUUCCAAGAUGCAAGCAAUCAAUUCACCUUGUAAUUAAACAAGGAAUUUUAACAUAUUCUGUCUAAAAGUUUUUAGCUGAGAUUGAUGUUACUCAAUUUGGAACAAUGAACUUGGUGCUACAAAUGCAGAGUUGAGCAUUGUUGCUUUUUGGGUUCAACAGGCCAGAUAAAUAUAAAAUUUGUUCACUGUUUUCAAAUAAACCCUCAGAAAGUUUUAAAUCAACAAUUUGUGCUUGUUUUAGUACUUUGUGUUUUUUUCUUCUGCAAGGUUUGUCAAUUCAUCACUUUUACCCAGGAUUUUCUGAUUUUGUCAGAAAUUGUCACAAAAAUGGUGAAAAGUCCCAAAUCCUGCAGAACAAAAAAACGCAAAUGAUAAAAUUGGUCACAAGUAGAUGGUGGGCUCGGAUCUUGACUCAAUUCGGUACAUUUGCCGUCUUUAUCAAUGGGACUCGUAAACCCAGGAAAAAAAUAAUUCUGAUUUUGUUGGCGUGCCUGCCCCAAAAAAUUUGCACCUCAAAUGUCUUUUGAAAUCAAAAUACAUUAUGUUUGGCCUUGUGAGGGUGCAAUUGCUUGCUAAUGGCACAAAUGUUGCCAAGUUGUCAAUGGCAACAAGUGGAGUGUAAUUUACAGUGAAAAUACUUCUCUUUUCAAUCAUAAUUAGUGUUUAUAUUGUAUUGGUUGUAUGCAUCAACUCUCCCAAACUAAAAAUCCAACCAAACAAGAAACUGACUUUGUAAACUGUUAUUGUGCUAUGUUAAGAAUACACCAACGAAUCUUUGGCCACUUUAUCACUUGUAUAUUUUGUGUGAAUUUUUUAGCCAGAGAAACUUGUGUACACCAUUUUAUGCCCUGAGUUAGCCGUGCUUUCCGGUAUCAUAGAUAACUCAAAGUCUGUGUUGUAUUUGUCUGAUUAGAAGGUUUUAACAUUAUUUUUUUGUUUGUUUCAAUUUUACAUGUGAAUCUCCGAUAAAUUUCUUACUCAGAGUAAUAAUUAUUCUAUUUGAGACUUGUAUUUUUCAACAUUUGAAAUUAAAAUAUCUACGGUAAAUUAA